This is a messenger RNA of Aspergillus oryzae RIB40, 411 nucleotides long. RefSeq lists its product as uncharacterized. The record is from RefSeq and is a predicted model, not a curated record. The transcript is spliced from 4 exons. NCBI's taxonomy places the organism in Eukaryota, Fungi, Ascomycota, Eurotiomycetes, Eurotiales, Aspergillaceae. Bases 1 to 411 code for a protein of 136 amino acids.
AUGGCCAUACGAAGUGCCCUUAGUAAGAUCAGUGACCUGGGCUCUAGUCAUGUGAUGAAUCGGCCGACACUACCCCACCAUGCCCCUCAGCUAAAUAUUCACUCGGACGCGGAGCCCCGGGCCAUAUCAAUUUAUCACCUGAUAAGCGCACCAAAUACUAUAAGAGAGUUAAAAGAGAUUUCCAUAUCGGCAUAUCUGUAUUGUUUUCAUCCAACUGGACCAAAAGAGAGCGUCUCCCGAUAUUACACUAUCGAGCAUCGCCAUUCUGAUAUUGCGAUAGAUUGUGCAGAGAAUACCCGUGUGCUUGGUAUCGAGGAAAUACUUUUAUGGAGGAACUGGCGCGUUUCUUACGGACGGCUCACUGGCAACAGACGGGUCACAAUACAUAUUUCUGUGAUGAUCCCAGAUUAG